This is a messenger RNA of Microplitis demolitor, 2115 nucleotides long. RefSeq lists its product as uncharacterized. Gene Ontology annotation, molecular function: DNA-binding transcription factor activity, RNA polymerase II-specific; RNA polymerase II transcription regulatory region sequence-specific DNA binding; protein dimerization activity. NCBI's taxonomy places the organism in Eukaryota, Metazoa, Arthropoda, Insecta, Hymenoptera, Braconidae. The coding region runs from base 475 to 1470 and encodes 331 amino acids. The record is from RefSeq and is a predicted model, not a curated record. The transcript has 3 exons. Gene Ontology annotation, biological process: developmental process; regulation of transcription by RNA polymerase II.
GCCAUGCGGCGCGUAGCACGCGACAACUUUUAUAUUUUUUAUUAAAUUUUAAAUAAACUUACAUGUGUUCAAGUGUUGUGCAGUGUUUAUUACUAUUCCUCAUAUAUUUAAUAUACAUAUUAAAUAAUAAAUAAAUAUAUAAGUAGCCAGUGGAUUAACGAUCUGGUGAUCUCAUAGUUGGCGCCAACCAGACAAUUGGCGCCUACAUAAAAUUUUAAAAAACUUUUAAUAAAAUAUAUAAAUAAAUAUAUAUACAUAUAUAACAAGUGAAAGUUAUAAUAAUUAUAUCUGGAUAACACGAGAUAAAAAUGGAGCGAAUUAUUCCCUGACACUUAACUCCCAUUAAUCGGACAUUGUCUUUAUUUUUUUUAUUGUCAAUAAGAAUUUUUAUUAUCAAUUAAAUUUUGUCCUCGAGACAACUGUUACAGACUAUUUUAUUUAAUAAUAUUAGUACUUAAAAAUAAAAAAGCCACAAUGACAACGAUGGGCGUGACUGUUUAUUGCAACCGCGUGCAGAUCAACGGUGACCAAGAGCAAUUAAUGUUACUACGCACACUGCAGGACAAUGAGAGUAACAUUUUAGGGAGCUCACCUCAUCUGAUUGUACAGAAGGGUCUUAAUCACUCAAAUAAUAAUAAUAAUCAUCAUAGUAAUAUUGUCUUACCGCCUUAUGACCCCACUAGACUGAAGAAGCACGGGAAAAAUGGCCAGCCGCCUCCAGUUGCCGUUGCCAAACGAAAUGCACGUGAGCGCAACAGAGUAAAACAAGUAAACAAUGGAUUCGCUACUCUAAGACAGCACAUACCCAAUCAUAUUGCCGCGGGGUAUGGAGACCGCGGGAAAAAAUUAUCUAAAGUCGAAACUUUGAGGAUGGCCGUUGAGUACAUCCGCGGGUUACAGAGAUUGCUCGCCGAAGCGGAUGGUGUCGAGUAUGACGCGGGUAAUAAUCACAAUAUACCUUCACCAAGUAGCAGUAUCGUGUCUGGACACAAUGGAUCUGGUGAAAGAAUUGUUUUUGAAGAUGAAGGGAAUAAUGAGGAUGAUGAUCAUCAUAACCAAGAUGACGACGAUGACUCCCGUGUUACUCGGCUAUCGCCGGUGGUCGCGACGUCGCCGAAGGACUUGUACCAGUCGACGGGAGAUGAAGAAAAUUUGGAGCCAACGGGAGUUUUGGCGCAGACAGUUGUGCAAACUUUUUCGCGAAAUUUACCGUCGCCCGCGACUGAGUAUUAUCAGAAUGAGGAAAAUCUAGAGCCACAGAUCCUGUCACCGUACAGCGGAGCUGGAGACAGCGAGGAAGGUGGAACCAUUUACGCGGCGAGUCCCGAGGGAUUCUCGGGGGCACUUUAUUACAAACAAGAGAUCACGGAGAACGGGGAGUUCAUGGAUGUUGUAAGCUGGUGGGAACAGGAACAGGGAAGACUGGUGCAUCACACCCAGCCACAUGCCCAACGGCUUACCCAUGUCUGAUUUUAAAAGUACCCACAAACCUAAACCGAUGCAGAUACAAGUAUACGAGAUAAAUCUAAAGAAUCUGAAAAAAUGGACCAAAUAAGAUGUUUACUGCUCAUAUAUAUAAUAAGAAUAAGGAAAAAUUUUAUUUAAAUCCGGGUCAUAUUGUAAGAAAUUAAAAACGCCCGCAUAGUCAUCACUGUCUUUGUGAUUUAAAAGCAACUGUCAACUAUUUUUAACGUUACAUAUUCAAAUUAAAAAGUUAUUAACGCUCGUAUCGCAUAUUCAUACUGUCAUAUAUAUUCAAAUAUAUAUCAUGAGUAAGUCUGUGCCUUGUGUCAAUAAAAGUUUCUCUGCUGAUAAAUUUUUUAACGUAACAAUAUUAUUUAUUAUUUUCAUAUAGUUAAUAAAUAAUUAAAUAAAUUAUAAAUAUUUAUGGAUUUAUAUUAAAAAUAAAAAUAAAUAAACGCCAAAUGAUAUUAAUAAAAUUAGUUAAAUAAUAUUUAAAAAGCGUCAUAAUUGUCGCGUGAUCUAAUCAGGUUAAUUAGUGCCUUUGUGUGGUAAUGCCGCUAUAAAAAAAAAUAUAUAUAUAUAUUAUAUUUUGUCGAAAAAAUAACAAUAAUAUGAGACAAUAACUUUGCGAUAAAAGCAUUUAUAUAAAGA